This is a messenger RNA of Symbiodinium sp. CCMP2456, 474 nucleotides long. The record is from the annotation of a GenBank genome assembly. Lineage: Eukaryota; Dinophyceae; Suessiales; Symbiodiniaceae.
AUGGGGUCCGCUGCCCCGCAGCGUCUGCCUGUGGUCUUGGAGAUUGGCGGCACCUUUGGGCCCGAGACAACAGACGCCAGCAAAAACCCGACGAAUCGAGAUUGCCAGAUUAUCCUCUUCGCCAUGGCCCCACCAGUCCUGACACAUGACCUAGCACUGGAAAUCCAGGAUAAGUUGAUCGGAGAGUUCAUGCAGCCAGCCUUCCGCUACAAGCUGCGUGAUGCCUUGGAUGGCUCUGAAGGCGAUAUCAUGAAGCAGGCUCAUGCGCGCCGAGACGUGUGCAUGGCUGUGGAGAUCCCACUUCUCGCAAAGUAUGGCUACGAUGCAUCAGAAGAGGGAAUCCAUCAGCACAGUGCAGCCAUGGCUCUACUGCUCAAAGACUGCCCCGACCUAGUAGUAAAGAACAACGAACUGGCGCGCUUGGUUAAUCCUACCAUGGACGUUGACGACGACACACACAUUACAGCUGAUUAG